This is a messenger RNA of Centruroides sculpturatus (bark scorpion), 1478 nucleotides long. RefSeq lists its product as uncharacterized. Bases 320 to 883 code for a protein of 187 amino acids. NCBI's taxonomy places the organism in Eukaryota, Metazoa, Arthropoda, Arachnida, Scorpiones, Buthidae. The record is from RefSeq and is a predicted model, not a curated record. The transcript is spliced from 4 exons.
AUGUGACGAGAAACGAGCAGACGAUCAGUGUUUAAUGGUUUGUCAACAUCGGUAGGACUUGUUGCCUAAUUUGCCGACGUUUAAAUCGAUUGGUGUUGACCCGGUAUCUGCUGGAAAAUUCUUCGAAAGUGUAGUUUGGGGUGAGAACCUGUUCUCUUAAAAAAGAAAUAUAAAUAUAUUACAUUGGAAGUAAACGGUGAUGUUCCCGUAAAGAUAAAACGAUCAGGUGAGAUGUAGUUUUAUUGAUGAAUUUUCGAAGAUUGCCAUCAGAUCAUUGAACUUUCAAAAUAAAAGGAAGAUAAAGUCGUAAUAUCUAAGAAUGAAACAUCCGAGGCUUCCAGGAGCUGAAAAAUUCAAGUUUUCUAAUACAGACGAAGACGAUCAGCACGAUUCUGCAGCAGUCAGUUUUGUACGUGGAGGACAGUUCAGGAAUAGUUGCCCGCCUUCAAUUAGACCAGGUAAUUUCAGCAGAACAGAACCCAAAAGACGCCCCGUAAUACCCAUUACUUCGAAGACCUCACGAGUGUUAUGUAACACCGGACUAGAACUCUCCUCAUUGGAUAGAUCGUCGUUGAUUGAUAACAUUUCUCCUGUUACUUAUCGACAGGACAAUUUAAUCAGAGAGGCCACGGUACCCCGCUGUAAUAGUGGACGAAUAUCUUGGCCAUUAUUUGGCAGUUUUAGAUCGCGAGGGAAUCGUAGACCCCCUAGUGAUGAUUAUACACCUACGGACAGUCCCAGAUCGAGCACUUGUUUAAAUGAAUGUGUUGUGGUCGAUCAGGUGGACCUGUUAUCUUCCAACGACAGUAUUCAAGAAUACGAAUGGUCUUCUCAUAGUUCUAUGGAAGAAGCUGUCUGGAUACCCAGGAAAAGGAACAAUUGAAGUCGCAUAAUUGACCCUUACUAUGUACAUAUUGUUUGUUAAAAAGGGCUCCAUAUUACAACGUGUUCUGUCUGACUAUCACAAGUAAUCAUUUUAUAUAAUGUACAAAUGUGAGUUUAAGUUAUUAAACUGUUUUAAUUACAAAGUUACCACGUGACCGUGCGUGAUGUCGGAAAGAAUUCCGUUACAUAAGAAUAUUCCGAGAAAUAUAUUAAAAUUUGCUCUUUAAUCCUCUGAGAAGGACUUUAAAACCUAAAGCUAACAUACACUAUAAUUAGGUUUAAGGAAAUGCAGACAGAGAGAACGAAUACUAACGCCAUCUGAACGAGAAAUUUGUAAUUAAUUAAGAAAUGCACAGUACAUACUUGAUACUAUACUAAAUGAAGUGGAAAAACUAAGUAAUAUCUCAAAGUACCAACUAAAACUACUUUAAAAAAUGCUUCGUUACAUGAAUACAGUAAUUGAAUAAAAUUUCUGUUUCUGAAGAGUCUUCCAUGUACAGUUAUGUACUAUAUGUGUGCAGAGGACAUAUAUUUUAGUUGUUUUUUCUGCUGAGGAAUCGAAGGAAAUAUGCAGUAAACGCUAUCUAAAACGA